Messenger RNA from Cercopithifilaria johnstoni, 2094 nucleotides. Lineage: Eukaryota; Metazoa; Nematoda; Chromadorea; Rhabditida; Onchocercidae. The record is from the annotation of a GenBank genome assembly.
AUGAAGUUUUUCACAGCUGAUUUAAGUGAAAUAUUACUCGCUGAACGCCGUGACGAAGGAGAAGCUGAUUAUUUAGCGAGAGAACUAUCACACAUUGUCAAACAUUUAUUAGGAACUCGGUUCUGGAUUUCAUAUUGGGAUUAUUAUCCGUUCCUAGCAAGCACUUUAUAUUACGCUGUCACGCUCUUAUCAGCAGUGCAAACAGUUGGGGAAGAGUACACCGCUAUUCUACCAUUGGUAUCAGUUCGACAACGCGAAGUACCGCAUUUCACACGUCGCUUAAUUUUUGUCAUCUUCUUUACUGUGGCGCCAUUCCUGACUGAAAAAAUCCUUGAAAGUAUUAAAAAGAAUUUGGAAAAUUCACUAAUUGCUAACGAAAUACUUUUCUUUGAUAGGAAACAAAGAAAUCUUCGUAAAACUCUGCUCAGUCUUGUUGUCUCGCUCAGGCAUAGUGGUAUUCCAGUACUAUAUCGCUUGAAUUUAGCUUUAUUUUAUUUAUUUGGAACCUACUAUUAUAUUUCAAAGCGUCUGGUCGGUUUGCAAUACGUUUCAUUUCGGUCUCAGUGCAAUUAUCAGGCUUUAUCUUAUUUCCGUUUCUUUGGAGCAGUAAACAUUGCACAAAUUGUUUUAAGUGCAGCAAUUUGGAUUAGAGACGAACUGAGAAGACAGCGCAGUGAGGAAACAAUUGUUGAAUUCAAGCAAUUAUCUAAAUCCGAAAUAUCGGAAGAGGAGAACGAUCCGCUUCUAUACAAUUCAUUCCGGUGUUCACUUUGUUGGCAGUACAACAAACCACCAAUUUGUAUUCCCUGUGGACAUUUAUUCUGUUGGAGUUGCAUUUCAAAGCACAUACAGUUUACUGUCACUAACAGUUCUGUAGCACUUUGUCCACAGUGUCGAAAAGAAUUCCAUCAAAGUCGAGUGGUAUUAAUUAUGAAUGUUUCUGCUGUGACUGUGAAAAAAUUAUUAUACAAAAAUGCGAAAUGGGUAUUCGAAAAACGAAUUUUUCGAUCUGCAUCGUCAGUUAAAACAAAUUCGGAAAAUAAACAUUUUCCAGUAAUUUACGUCUCUGGUAUCCAACCAACUGGAGUUCCACAUCUGGGUAAUUAUUUUGGCUUCAUCCAGCACUGGAUCAAUUUACAAAAUGAUGGCCGCUCAAAACAAAUGUAUCUUUCUAUUGCUGAUUACCAUUCUAUUUCAAUGGGUUUCAUUGAUCCUCUGGAAAUGAGAAAUAACAUUUUAAAAAUGGCCGUGAGUCUGUUAGCUUGUGGACUGGAUCCGGAAAAGACGAUUUUGUUCCAGCAGAGCAGAGUGGCCGGUCAUGCUAACUUGAUGUAUAUACUGGGAAGCUUACAGACUGUUGCUAGACUUACUCGAAUGCCACAAUAUAAAGAUAAAGCUGCUGUAUUUAAACAGGGUGAUAUUCCUGUGAAUCUGCAAUUAUAUCCUAUUCUGCAAGCAGCUGAUGUAUUACUGUAUAAAGGAACUCAUGUACCUGUUGGCGACGACCAGACUCAGCACUUGCUUUUGAUGAGAGAUUUGGCUGUUAAAUGCAAUGCCGUUCUUCAUUGUGAUUUUUUUCCAGUACCAAUUCAGAUAAGUGCUAAAUGUAUCCGUUUGAAAAGCUUGCAAAAUGCGACGAAAAAGAUGAGUAAAUCAAUUGGUAACGAUAGAUCGCGUAUUUUAAUCAGUGACACAAAACAAAUAAUUGCUGAAAAAUGUGCAAAAGCCUUGAGUGACUCGCAAUCCAACAUUACUUAUGAACCAGAAAAACGCCCUGCAAUCAGUAAUCUAGUAACUCUUUAUUCCUUAACGACUGGUUUGAGUAUCGAAAAUGUAAUCGAUGAAUGUGUCAGUUUGGAUACGAAAGAAUUCAAAUCAUGUUUGGCUGAAAAAAUUGACACUCACAUUGCACCAUUUCGAGAAAAAUAUGAAAGCCUACUCCGAGAGCCGCAACUAAUUCGAGAUAUUCUAAUGUCUGGAACUCAGAGAGCUGAAGAAAAGGCUCAAGAAACAAUGGCAGAAUUGAGCGAAUUGCUGGGUUUAACUUCUCCCGCCAAGUGCUAUCACCAUUAUAAUAGAAGUUUGAGUGUAUAA